CAGACGGGUACUACUGUAUCUGCUGACAUCGCCAUAGAUUAGUACAGAUCCUCUCCCCAUUGGUACUAGUGGUAGUACUAGUAGCUCCUCUCCUCCGUACGUAUUUCUGUCGGAGUGCAAGUAUCGCCUCUCCGACCCACACUCUCGGCCGGAGCUAAACUAACUGAUCCUCGCUGAAACUAAAACUACAGUUCGUUUUUCCCGUCGAGCUCCGCAUUCGGCGGUGUGUGGGCGUCGGGCGAGCAUUGUCGAUUUUUUUACGAGCAUUGACGAUUCUCGACAAGCUUUGACGAUUCUCGACAAGCAUUGGCGCGUCAGAAAUCAUGCUGGUGGAUCUGAGCACGUUCGCGGACGAGCGCUUCGACCCCAAGGCGUGGGUCAACGAUGCCUGCGCCGCGCUCCCGCCAGAGGAACCUCCGGAGAAGUUUCUCGCGGACAUCGAAAUGAAGCUGCAGCUCUUAUCGGAGGACAUGGCGGGCGCGUUGGAGGAGCAGAGCGCGGGCGCACUGCUGCGAGUGCCGCGCGCAGUCAGGGAGACGAACCGCGUGCGUGACGACGCCGUGUCGCUCAAAGGGACCGUUGGAGGCAUCCUGCAGCGCCUACAGCAGGUGGAGGCCACGUCAGCAGCAUCAGUGGCGGUGCUGGCGAAGGUGGAUGCGGUAAAGCAGCAGAUGGAGGCCGCCAGGGACACGCUCCAGUAUGCGGCGGGCCUGGCGCAGCUGAGCGCAUCAGUGGAGCAGGUGUUCGCCAGUGGCGACCUGCCACGUGUCGCCGAGACAUUGGCCAACAUGCGGCGCUGCCUGGAAGUGGUCGGCGACGCGCCUGAGUUUGCGGCCAACAAGCGGCAGCUGCAGUCGCUGGAGGACCGGCUUGAGCAGAUGGUGCAGCCACGGCUGUCGGACGCGCUCACGCACAGCAAGCUGGACUCGUGUCGCUCCCUAACCGCCAUCCUGGUGGCCAUCGGCCGCCACCACACGGUGGAGGCUCUUUUCUGCAUCGUGCGCUGCCGUCCGCUCACACGCCUGUGGGAGCAAUUCGAGGUCACUGCAGUGGCGCAGGGAGCUGGCCCACUGGCAGCAGCGUUACAAUUCCCCGAGUGGUUACCGCACUGGUACGACGAGAUGCUGCUGGCAGUGGAGCAGGAGGCGCGGUGGUGCGUGGCCGCCUUCCCCCACCAGGCGGCGUCGCUGCUGCUGCGCCUUCUCGCUGCCACCUGGGACGGGCUGUCAAACAGCUUCACUGCUCGCAUCGACGCUGCUGUGUCCGAUGCUGCCCUUGCUGCUCUCAGUAACGCUCCUGGUUCUGCUGGCGAGACAGCAGCAUCUCAGUCGCAGUCCCGCCCAUCCACGCGCCUGGCUCUGCUGCUGGCCCUGCACGCCACCACCACCACCUUCGCCCGCAACCUCUCCCGCCUCCUCUCCUCCCUGCCUUCCCACCAGACCCCCCACUCCACCACCACCACCACCACUGCUGCUACCACCAAGCCCUCUCCCCUGUCCUCGUCUACUGAGAAAACCACCCAGGAAACCGGAGCAGCAGGAAGAGGGGAGAAGGGGAGCAAGAACAACGGGAGGGACGGGGAGGGGGAGGAGCAAGGGGGGGAAGCGCCGGCAAGCGUGCGUGCCGUGGUGUGGGCGGUGGUGCGGCCGUUCGAGCCCUUCAAGCAGCGGUACGGGGACUACGAGCGCGCACAGCUGGCGCUCGACCUGGGCGGCAUCGACCUGCGGCCGGGCGGUGCAGUGAAGCAAGUGGGGCAGCGCGGGCUCGUGCUGGCUGAUGCUGUCAGACGCAUGGAGUCCGCCAUCCCGUUGGCCAUAGCAGCACUAGAAGCAGCGGUGGAGCGGUGCCUGGCCUUCACAGGGGGCUCCGAGGCAGCUGCGCUGCUCUCGUCCCUCGACCACUCGCUCCUGCUCUUCCUCGCCCGCCUCUCCUCCUGCCUCCACUCCCUCCCGCCCAUCUGCGGCCUCUCCCCUCCCCCCCCUCCCACUCCUGCUCCCUCCGCCACCCCCUCCGCCCCUACACGAACCUCCGGCUCAGGCUCGGACCAAACCUCCGUCCCAACUGCCUCGACGGCCGACGAUCCGUUGGCGGGCUUACCCGACCCGGCGGGGUAUGGAGGCGGGGGGGUGGGGGGGGUGGAGGAGGAGGAGGAGUGGGCGGUGGUGCAGGGCGCGCUGCAGCUGCUGAUGGUAGCAGAGAGCGUCGCCAUGCGGGUCUCUGUCUUCGAGGCGUCACUCCGCAGUUCUCUCACUCAGCUGUCCGCCCGCCUGGGUCUCGCUGCUGAGAGGGAGGGUUUGGGGGAAGGGGGGGGGGAUGGGGUGGGGGGGGAGGUGAGGAGAGUGGGGUCGGUUGGUGGGGGAGGGGGGGGAGGGGGAGGAAUGGAGGGGAGUGAGGUGGAUGUGGCGGUGUUGAGGCUGGCAGAGUACCCGGACAAGGCACAGCGAUUGGCCAGGCUGCUGGACGAGCUUAGAGAUCCGCGCAUCCAUGCCCUCCCGCGCACAGCGCAGAGAGUUAGAAGCUUCCAGGAAGCGGUGUCAUCGCUGGUGUACGAUGUGCUCAUUGCCAAGGUGCGGCGCCAGCUCUCCUCGGUGUCAGCCAUGCCGGACUGGGCACUAGGCGAGGAGGACAACGCGUUUGACCUCCCGGCCUUCAACGCGUACGCCCUACCCUACAUCACAGCAGUGGGCGAGUACCUCCUCACGCUCCCCCAGCAGCUCGAACCUCUCGCCGUCGCCGCCUCCGAAGCUGCCCCGAGCCUGCUCCUGCAAGCCUCGGCAAGCAGUGCUUCAGCAGGUGCGGAAUCCGCAACCCCUACAGCGGCAGGGGAGGAAGACGCGGGGGCGUAUUUUGUUCGGGAGUGGAUGACGAAGGUGGCGGAUGGGGCGACCGCACUGUUUGUGGAGCAGAUUCGGGCAAUUCCCGAGGUGUCGGACCGGGGGGCUCAGCAGCUGGCAGCGGACAUAGAGUAUUUGUGCAGCGUGCUGUCGGUGCUGUAUGUAGCAGCCUCACCCGCUAUUGCCACGUUCCAAGCCUGCUUCGCCACGCCCAAGGCUGGACUUGCUGAGUAUAUUACUCAGGAGAGUGGUGCUGGGGGUUCCCUGGAUGCAGCCACAGCUCGCUUGGUGGCGAAAAUGAGGCGGGUUGCGAUGGAGUGAUGACAGCGUGCGGUGAUUGCUUUUGAAUGCUGGCAGUGUUGAGAAGUGUAAGUGUGUUCAAUUCAAGUUUGAGCGUCCAUAAUGUUCACUGAACCUAAAUUGUGUUUACUAUAUUGUAAAACUGACAGUGCAGUAACCACAUUCGCU
Molecule: messenger RNA, 3302 nt
Organism: Closterium sp. NIES-67
Lineage: Eukaryota; Viridiplantae; Streptophyta; Zygnematophyceae; Desmidiales; Closteriaceae
Source: the annotation of a GenBank genome assembly